AACGGAGCGCAGGAAUGUCGAGAAUCCUUCUCGAGCGUCUCUCGGAAUCAUAUGACUGAAAUAUUGUUCGCUGGAUUAUUUGACACGCGCAUCAAAAACCGAGAGAAGAAACUAUAUAUUUCACCUCGUGAUGACGUAUAUUGGAUACACACGUCAGAUACACAAUAAUCAAAUCUAUUACUGAAUGCCCUGCUAAAAUCAAUCCGCUCUACAAAAAUAAGUCUGUUUCUCUUUUCAUCUGGAUUUACUCUCGCGGAGGAGGAGCAGCAUCACUUACCACACAACCACGUCACUCUGUCAAACCUAGCUCUCUUUUUUUUUUUUUAAUGAAAACUUGAGACAGCAAGAUCCAAACCCCUUCCUUUUUUCUUCCUGGAGGAUAUCUGGGUCGUCGGAAAAAGAUGCAGACGGGAUUCAGAUUAAAUUUGACCCCUGUUAAAGAGCCUCUGGGUUUUGUUAAAGUCGUGGAGUGGCUCACUGCUGUGCUCGCGUUUGGGACCUGUGGAGGAUAUACUGGCAGAAAUGUGGUUUCCAUCUUCUGUGACGGAAGUGGGAAUGAAACACUCAGUGCCACUUUCACCUACCCCUUCAGGUUGAACCAGGAGCGGCUGGUGGAGAACAACACCACUCUGUGCAACCGCACAGUUGCUGAAACCCAUCUGGUCGGAGACUCCUCGUCCUCGGUGGAGUUUUUUGUGGCCGUGGCCGUCUUGGCCUUCCUCUAUUCUAUGGUGGCUCUGCUGGUCUAUCUGGGCUACAUGCAUGUGUACCGAGACUCAGACUUCGGCCCUAUGUUUGAUUUUGUACUAACCGCGGCGUUUGCGUUCCUGUGGCUGGUGUGCUCGUCGGCGUGGGCGCGCGGCCUGCAGACGGUGAAGGACGCCACCGGUACGGCUGGCAUUGACUCGACUCUGGCGCUCUGUACGGACGGAGGUGUCAAAUGUGAAGUCACUGAGUAUGCUAGCAUGCGAUCGCUCAAUAUAUCUGUGGUGUUUGGUUACUUGAAUCUUCUCAUAUGGGUUGGGAACGCCUGGUUUGUGUACAAGGAGACACGCUGGCACUCUCAGAAGGUCAACGCUCAACAGGCGGCGGGACGGGGUCCAGCUCCAGCACACAUCUAAACCAUAACCAUGCCCACUUUAGCCUUUAUGAUAAAUACAUGGCAACAGUUUACGCUCGCAGUUCGUCUGUAAGAAAGUGUUAAAUUGCAUUUGGUAUUCAUGAUGUGAUGUUUCUCUCUUCUCCUUCUAUGUUUUAUAUCUUUCACCUUUUGAUUUCUUGUGUACUUGAAGAACGUAUUCCUGUGUGUAUUAUUGCAUUUGAAAAUUGCAGUUUCAUCCUUAUUCAUGUUUAUUUUGCUUUUAUAUUGUUAUCUAUGCGUUUUAAGCAGUAUUAAGCGUUUCUAAUGGUGCUGGAGUUUGGUUUUGGUACACAUCCUGAAGGUUUUUCUUUGUUUUACUUCCAUUGUUGUUCAUGCUUUUUUUUUUUUUAAAUGAAUAAAACCGACUGUGAAGUGCA
Messenger RNA from Megalobrama amblycephala (Wuchang bream), 1518 nucleotides. It is a transcript of the gene sypl1, whose product is annotated as synaptophysin-like 1. Lineage: Eukaryota; Metazoa; Chordata; Actinopteri; Cypriniformes; Xenocyprididae. The coding region runs from base 402 to 1121 and encodes 239 amino acids. The transcript is spliced from 5 exons. Gene Ontology annotation, cellular component: synaptic vesicle membrane; synaptic vesicle. The record is from RefSeq and is a predicted model, not a curated record.